CAGUAGCACAAGCCAAUGUACCGUGCGGGCCUCAGUACAAACUAACGCUAAUAAUAAUAGAGGCAAUAAUACAAGGAAUAACUGCAGUGGGUUUUGUGUAGAGACACAAAAAUAACCAAAUAAUCCGGAAUAUUUUUGCACAAGGAACCGGCAGAGAAGCACGUUGUACAUAGGAAUUUUAAAUCUGUGCAUGGAUAUGCGGCGGGUAACGGUGCCGUGGGGUGCCGGGUUGGUCGUGGCGGUGCUGUCGCUAUUGGCAGAGCACUGUCGAGCGGACGGCGGGGGCCCGAGCCUGGCAGAACGCGUUAUCUGGGCAGUGAACGCCGGCGGAGAGGCUCACACGGAUGUGCACGGUAUUCAUUUCAAGAAGGACCCGCUGGAGGGGAAAGUCGGGAAAGCCUCGGACUAUGGAAUGCGUCUACCCAUUCUGCGCUCCAGCCCGGAGGACCAGGUUCUGUACCAGACGGAGCGAUACAACGAGGAUACAUUCGGCUACGAGGUGCCCAUCCGCGAGGAGGGUGACUACAUCCUGGUGAUGAAGUACGCAGAGGUCUACUUUGCCCAGUCCCAGCAGAAGGUGUUUGAUGUGCGACUGAACGGCCACGUGGUGGUGAAGGACCUCGAUAUCUUCGAGCGGGUAGGCCACAGCACGGCCCACGAUGAGAUUGUGCCCUUCUCCAUCAGGCGAGGCAAGCUGAGUGUGCAGGGGGAGGUGUCCACCUUCAACGGCAAGCUCACUGUGGAGUUUGUCAAGGGUUACUAUGACAACCCCAAGGUGUGUGCUCUCUAUGUGAUGAAGGGGACACUGGAAGAUGUGCCAAAACUUCAGCCUCACCCCGGCCUAGAGAAGCGUGAGGAAGAGGAAGAGGAGGAAGACGACGGGGAAGGUGGAGAGGAGGGGGGUAAGAAGAGUGCCUCAACGGCCCCCAAGCACAGGGUCCAGUCGGGACCCCGAACGCCCAACCCGUACGCGGCCGACAACAGCAGCCUGAUGUUCCCCAUCCUGGUGGCAUUCGGGGUCUUCAUCCCCACCUUGUUCUGCCUCUGCCGGCUGUGAGACCGAGAAAACGGGGGGAUACAGGGGGAGGACUGGGGAAGCAAGGGACAAGAAACUUGAGGAGAGGGGGAGCAGAGGAAGGGGAGGAACCAAGGAAAAGGCAGGUACACUGACACAGGACAGCAAGCGGAGCAAAAACGGGGGAGACGAGAGGGAGACAGAUGCACUGUGGGAGAGAGCUAGACUGGUAGAGAUGGAGAAGUUGGAGGGUCACAGCAAGGAUGGGUGUAGCUGAAAAAGGAAUGCAAAAAAAAAAAAAAAAAAUGGAGAACCUUUGCCUCCUCCGUUAACCAGAGAGAGUGGGGGAGGGAGAGCGAGAAAAACGAGUGUGAACGCGUGUGUCUCUAACUCUGCUCUGACCCAUAACACAACCAAACACAACACCACUGUAGUAUACAAUGCAAAUCGUACGCUCACACACACACACACACACACACACACACACACACACACACACACACACACACACACGACAGGACUGUUUCCAAACCAGAUUGUCUGGUCUUGCAGGAAAUGGAAGUGCCAUACAGGGGAUGCUGCUGGCAAUUGGCUGUCCUCUUAAAUGCCUGUGAGCACUGCUUCUAGUUGGGGGUGAGGUUUAGAUGUGCAGGGAGUGAAGACAUUGGGUGCCGCAGUGAGACAGACCUUUCGGGUUGAAGAGAUUUGCAUAACUUCAGAUAUUAACAAUCCAGUGAACUUUUCAGGGGAGAGGAAAGCAAGGUGUAUCUGUGUGUUCUGGAGAAAUGCAAAAGCAAGCAUUUGAAAGAGAGACUUGAAAAAAUUGCAAAUGCGGUAUGUGUGGCAUGCCAUCAAUUUCAUAUAUUUUAUUCUUGCCUGCCUUUUUUUUUUUUUUUAAGUUUUCAUCGCAUCAUUUGUGCUUUAAAUUUUUCAAGUUUUUCCAAACAUGCCCAUGUGAUAAAGCUAAUUGAUGUAGCUUAGGAUAUAAAACUUGAUGCCACAGCUUUGUUUGUGAGGAAACUUACAACACUUAAGACAUUUCAGCUACUGAUAAGGGUCACCAUCAGAAUAAACCUUAAAGUUGCUUGGAUUGCAAGAGCCAUAUUGUCCUUCACACGUUGCCUUUUUACAGUCAGUUUCAGUCACCAUCAUUGUUGCUACUCUUUUCAUCAGACCACACAUAGCAAGACAUUUGCAUACUGCAAGCGCUGCUUAUUGAAACAGCUAAGCAACAUGGCUGACCACAUGUGCUUUUUUCAAGCACGAAAACUUUGUUUCCCCACAAAUUGGGUUGUUGUUCCGGAUGCUAUUUGUUGUACAUUUUUAAAUGGUGAAAAAUCAUUUUAUUUCACCAUUUAAAAUGGAAAACAAUUUUUCAGUUUGGUAUUCC
This is a messenger RNA of Megalops cyprinoides (Indo-Pacific tarpon), 2405 nucleotides long. RefSeq names its product malectin (gene mlec). Gene Ontology annotation, molecular function: carbohydrate binding. Lineage: Eukaryota; Metazoa; Chordata; Actinopteri; Elopiformes; Megalopidae. The transcript has 6 exons. The record is from RefSeq and is a predicted model, not a curated record. Bases 191 to 1057 code for a protein of 288 amino acids. Gene Ontology annotation, cellular component: membrane.